Molecule: messenger RNA, 1794 nt
Organism: Rotaria socialis
Lineage: Eukaryota; Metazoa; Rotifera; Eurotatoria; Philodinida; Philodinidae
Source: the annotation of a GenBank genome assembly
AUGAGGACCGUUCAUUCUUACACACCUCCACAACAACAGCAACCAGAACGACAAGAACAACAACAACAGCAAAAUCAACAAUCAACAUCGUCAUCAAUAUCAGCAUCUUCUUCCUUAUCAACUAAUCAAUCAAAUUUGCACCAACAUUCUACUACAAGUGGUUAUCCAAGUGUACGUCAUAGUCUUUUUCGUAUGCACAGCCAACUGAGAUCGGCACCUAAUGGAAGAGAAUCGACAUCAGGUCCAAUCGAUUUAAGUAUCUAUCGUAUUCCACGGCAAACACCUAAAAUGCAAGCACGAUUGACAACUACAUCAACAAGUGCACUUCGAACUGCUUCUACCUCUACAUCAUUGGCUACGCAACCUACCCAUACGAUUUACAGCAAUGCUAUUCCUUCUUCUUCUUCUUCUUCUUCGUCGUCGUCGUCGUCGUCUUCUACAUCAUCAAAAACAGCGACAUCCAAUAGUAUUCAAGACCAAAAUAUAAAAAUGCAAAACUCAUAUUCAAAUAGUGUUACAUCGAAAUGUUGUAAUACUAGUUCUAAUGCUACUUCGUCACCAAAAUUAGCCUAUUCAUAUUCGAAUAUCGAAGAAAAUCUUCAAUGUCCAUUAUGUAUUGAUCGUUUACGUGAUCCUCGUGCAUUACCAUGUCAACAUGUAUUUUGUUGUUCAUGUCUUAAAUCAAUUCCUUCAUCUAAUUUACCAUAUCCAACUAUAGCUUGUCCGUUAUGUCGUCGUACAUUUCCAUAUAAUGGUGCUGAUCAAUUUCCUAUAUCAUAUAUUCAUCGUCAACUACUUGAAUUAGUUCCAAAAAAUUACGAUAUUAGUGGUAAAUGUACAAAAUGUCAAGAAAAAACUUCGUUAAUAUUAUGUUCAUGUUGUGAUUAUCUUCUAUGUCAAAAAUGUUUUGUGAAUGAUCGAGAAAAAGUUAUUGAUAAUAUUCAACAUAUUGUUCAAACCUGUUAUUAUCGUCUAAAUCGUAUUCAUUCAACUCGCGACCAAUUGACUGAAUUAAAUGAAAUAAAUCGGAAAAAAAUUCAACAAAUUGAAACAAUAUUUUCAAAUUUUGAAAAAGCAUUUUUUGAACACAAACAGUCCAUAUUGAGCUCCUUGAAUAAAUAUAAUGAACAAAUAAAAAACCAUUUUUGGUCGAAAUUAAAUAUAUCAACACGUAAUACAACCGAACCAUUUAUUGAUCUAUUAAAACAAGCUGAACUAUUCAUACAAAAAUCUCAUACGAUACAAUUUGACGACAUUCUAUCGUUAUUUUAUAAUUUAAAUUCAAUUAAUGAACAACUUGAACAUGCUAGCACAUUGAUUGAUACAUAUGAUAUACAAAAUUUAUUAAAACAAUCUAUACAAAUUAAUAAUAAUAAUAACAACAAUCAGUUAGAUGAACAAAUAUCUGUAAAUUUAAAUCAAAUAGAUAAUACAGAAAAAGUAAUUCCAUUAUUACCAUCAACAAUUCUACCUCGGGCAACAAAACGAUUACGGAAAACGGAACCUAAGAGACAUGUGGAACAAAUAAUCGACGAUGAAGAGUAUGAUGAUGAUUUACCAAUACUAAAACAAAUGAAAGUUGAAUAUCAUAACGAUGCGAAUUUUGAUAAUUCAUCGUCAUCGACAAAUUCUGUACUGUGUUUAAAUUAUUCGAAUAAUGAACAUCAACAAAAUGAACACAAUGAUGAUAAUGAUGACGAAGAUGAUAUUAUAUAUAUUGAAACAGUUCAAGCGAAAUCACCAGCAACAAUUAGUUUUGAAGAAUUGUUUCAAAUGAUUGGUACAGAUGAAUAA